Notechis scutatus (mainland tiger snake) is the source of this 1055-nucleotide messenger RNA. RefSeq names its product coordinator of PRMT5 and differentiation stimulator (gene COPRS). Lineage: Eukaryota; Metazoa; Chordata; Lepidosauria; Squamata; Elapidae. Gene Ontology annotation, molecular function: histone binding. The record is from RefSeq and is a predicted model, not a curated record. Gene Ontology annotation, cellular component: nucleus.
UUUUCUCGUGAGAAGGGUGUGGGGCGGAAUCUGCUUGGAGUCGGGAGAGCUCCGUCGGCCGGGCAUGGAGACGGCCACUCCCCAGGGGCGUAGCCUAGAUUGCAGGAUUGAAGUUAAUGGAUCCUCCACUACUGAACAGGAGGAAGUUGAAGUAAAGAAGGCAAAGGCAUUCAUUUGGAGACCUUGGAAAGGGCUGACAGAAAAAGUGGAGGCAAAAAUAAGUACUCUUGAGGACUCUGAUGAUUUUGAAGACUUCCAAUCAGAAAAUGAAGACUGGAAAUCAGAUGAUGAAGAUUACGAUGUAGCUACCCAAACUGUUUUUCCUGAAAUGACAGCAGUUACUCAGUAUGAAGAAGAAGACUGGGAUAAGGAGAUGGAAGACUCUGAAAACAAUAAAAACUCUUAUGAUUUAGACGAUAUUAUCUACUGUGGAAGUUUCUGGGAUGGCAAUGGACAGGCAUCCUAUUCAGUUCAAGAAGAACCUCUGUAUGACCCAAGCUUACACCACGUAGCACCGUUGACUUUGAUUCACUUAAAAGCUGUGACAGAGGAUGGCCAAUUUGAAGAUGCUGUUGACUGAAACAUUCCCAGCAAUAAGACAGAAACACUAAGUUCUAAAUCAGAUUUCUCCGUUCAGCUGCACAAAAUGGAAAUGACUGAUGCUUUAUAUCUAGAGUACUGAUAUAUUAGGGACUGGAUGAAUGCAACUUUGUAUCACCUUUUGGUUUAAACAAACUUGAAAUGAUUUAGGUUUAAUUUGUGAAGUGGCUAUUGCUGUUAAAGUGCUGUUAACUAUUUUGUGUUAUUACCUCAGUUUUAAUUUUGGGUUUGUCUUGCAAGCCUUCACUGAAAUGACAGUACACAUUUAUUUCCACCUCUUAACACUCAGCAGGAGUUUCUGAAGCUAUAGUUCUAUGUUUUGGUAUGUUGGAUGCUGGCAUGUCAUUGGGAUGCUGGUGGGAUGGAUAGUAACAAGAUUAUUCUUCAGGAAUACAGGUUAUUUCAUUUUGUACAGCAUAUGUAUGUAUUUAAUUAUAAUAAACAUGCAGAAGUGC